Molecule: messenger RNA, 2034 nt
Organism: Aspergillus piperis CBS 112811
Lineage: Eukaryota; Fungi; Ascomycota; Eurotiomycetes; Eurotiales; Aspergillaceae
Product: putative C6 transcription factor
Exons: 6
Coding region: 1-2034 (677 amino acids)
Biological process (GO): DNA-templated transcription; regulation of DNA-templated transcription
Cellular component (GO): nucleus
Molecular function (GO): DNA binding; zinc ion binding; DNA-binding transcription factor activity, RNA polymerase II-specific
Source: RefSeq, a predicted model, not a curated record
AUGGCGUCCACAUCUGCUGAGCGGCCGGCUAAGCGAGUGCGACAAGCUUGUGAACCAUGCAGACGCAAGAAGGCAAAAUGUCCUGGGGAGCAGCCAGUCUGCUCCUUGUGCGCCCGGUUAAACCAGCAAUGCGCCUAUGCUGGAGAACAUAGGAGAUCUUCGACAGCUGGGCUUGCCAUCCCACGGGAGGGGGCUUCUGUGCCUCCCGGCUCAGAGAACAGGAUCUCGGAGAUCUUGGAGGAACGACUGGGAAGCCUUGAGGCUAGAAUGGGGCAAGUUCUCGAUGCCCUGGGGCAGAACAGCCCCAGACAAGAGCCACGGGAAGCUGCUCCUCGCACUGCUGUAAUGAGCAACGCUGUGGCAUCCCUUUUAAGCCCAAAUAUCCCCUUCCCCACUUGGGAAAAGGUGCUCGCAAUGGCAGAGCUUUAUCUGAUAUAUUGCCACUCGCAACCCCUUCCACUCUUUCAGAAGGAAGGCUUCCUCGAUAGCCUGAGGAGCCGUGACCCAGAGAUAGUAUAUGCGAUGUUGGCGCUGAGCAUUCGGUUCUCUCAGGACGAGAGUUCGCAGACUGGCGGGUUCACGUCACUUGUUAAUGGCUAUACGGAAGUAGCCAGGGGCUUGGUUAUGAGGAGAGUAUCGGAAGGGCCAAUAGAGCUCUCAACUCUUCAGAGCCUAUGCCUCUUGAGCUUGGUGGAUUUUGCCAAUGGAAACACACACCGUUCGAGCAUCCAUUGCAGUUUGGCAAUGAACUUGGCACAAUGUGCCAACCUUGGCCUAGAGUCUGGCUUAGUACAACCCCCAGCCGCACGUGAAGAGCGCAGGCGCUGCUUCUGGAGUAUUUGUCUCUUGAAGCGUCUUCACGGAGUUGAUUUCGACAAUCUAGAUUUUCCCGAUGGCUGCUUUCCCCAGUUCCCAGAAAGUCCUAGCCGGCCGCCUCCAACGAUCUCAUCAAGCAAUGGGGCGAAUGAAACACGGUCAUCAGGCAUGCAGGAUCAGGGUAUUUUAGCAUACGUGAUCAUGCUCAGUGAAAUAUUUGCAAAAACUGCAAAAUAUGUCAGACGCCAUGGGAAGCCUAGCAACGUACCCCCGUGGUCUUCACAAUCAGAGUAUUCGAAAAUAUUGACUGCUCUUAUGGAACGGGAAACGCAGAUGCCAUACAGCCACAGGUUCAAGCCAGCGAACUUGAGUGAAAGAACACUUGAGGAUCUACAAGAAAGGAGAGAUUACUGGGGCCCAUGGUUGUUGAAUCAGUUCCUAUAUCAUACGAUUCUGUGUCUUUUGAAUCACCCGCUAUUGCUCUCUCUCAGCCUCAGAAAUUUCCGGAGUACGAUUCCCGAGAUAUUCUUGCAGCACAGCUCGGACUUGAUUUCGUCGCACACGACAUGGAUAAUCCAUUUUAUCGACUACUUCGAAGAAAGAUCUUUCGUUGUCUCGGAUCCUUUCUUGGGCUAUAGUGCUGCUGUGGUAGCAACCAUUGAAUUGCAGCUUAGCUUCACGGAGAACACUACCAUUCGCGAAGAGAAACGCAACAGGUUUUACAAAUGUGUUAGUUUCGUGCAGAAUCUAGGACGCAAGUGGCCACAUAUGGCACGUUUGGCGGACAGAUUGCAGAGCUUGGAAGAUGCUGUCUCAGCAUCCUAUGAACUUGAGUCUGGUGCUCAGAAUAAGUACUUACUCAUAGACCUCUCGCGCUUCUGGGAGAUCCUCGAGUAUUCUUCCAAUAGUGACGCAGAGUCAGCCUGUCGCAUGUUUGGGGACUCACUCUAUUCUGAAGCUCCCACACCUGGAGCCGAAGUGUCGCAGACGUCUCCUUUACCGGAGCCUUUUCGUUUGCAUACACAACAAUCUCUACCACAGUCGCCAACAUCUCAAUUCAACAUUCAGACCCCCAUCAUCACGGCCGAUGCACAGUAUCCCAUGGGUGUCGACUCGCCUACUUACGAUGAAUACUCAAUAUUAGCCACAAACUUCUUUUCGCAAGCCCAGGACUUUCUGCGAAGCGGUGAUCCGAGGAACGGAUUCGGAAACUUAUGA